This is a messenger RNA of Peronospora farinosa, 1071 nucleotides long. Lineage: Eukaryota; Oomycota; Peronosporomycetes; Peronosporales; Peronosporaceae. The record is from the annotation of a GenBank genome assembly.
AUGGGCUGGAUUAAUGGUACGGGUGAAGGCAUCUACACGUACAAGAUCAUGGACGAUGGAUCCCUUAAGAAAUGGGCGGUCUCGGAGGUGGGAACCAACCCCAUAUUCGUCCUCGCUUCCCACAAGAAGUUUCAUACUGGCAACAAAGUGAUCUAUGCAGUGAACUCCGUUGACGACGUGGUCUCUGGAAAGCGCGGCAAGGUCACUGGAUACGUGUCGGCCCUCACCCUGAAUGGCGACGGUACGCUUAAGCUGCUAAACACGCUCCCAACGCGCGGUGGAUCACCAACCCACAUCUCGUUAAACUCUGCCGAGACUUUUGUUGUCGUCUCCAACUACGCUGGCAGUUUCACGAUGUUCUCGAUUAAUGAAGAUGACGGUUCUCUUGGCAAGGAGACAUACCAUAAAAAAUUCCGGAAAGGUAGCAAGGUCGUCAAGGAACGACAGGAGGCCGGCCACAUCCAAAGCUCUAUGUGGCUACCAAACUCGGAUCACCUUGUUGUUGCAAACUUAGGUAGCGACAAAUUGCUACAGUUCAAGCUGAAACCAAAAAAGCAGAAGCUGAAGAAAAUGAAGACUGUGAAGAGCUCCCGUGGAGCUGGACCACGUCAUAUGGCACUUCACCCUAACGGCAAAAUCGCGUACGUUGUAAACGAGCUCAGCAAUACUGUCAGCGUUUACGAAAUCGACAACGAGGACGCUAAAUUGUCAAAGAAGGCUCUACAAGAAAUCACGACGCUUCCGAGUGACAGUGGGAACAUUACUAGUAUCAGCGCUGACAUCCAUUUGUCCAGCAAUGGCAAGUUCCUGUACACUUCAAACCGCGGCCACGACUCCAUUGCGAUUUUCAAGAUUGAGACCAAUGGUACCCUCGUGUCGCUUGGAUGGGAGAAAACCCGAGGAAAGUGUCCUCGUAGCUUUGUGGUUUACCAUAAGCAUCUGAUUGUGGCCAACCAGGAUACGAACGAUAUGUUUGUGUUCAAAGUGGACUGGAAGACGGGGUUGCUUUCGUUCACGGGAAACAAGUAUAAGAUUGGUUCGGCUGUAGGUCUUUAUGUCGCAGAGUUUUAG